Molecule: messenger RNA, 4842 nt
Organism: Carassius auratus (goldfish)
Lineage: Eukaryota; Metazoa; Chordata; Actinopteri; Cypriniformes; Cyprinidae
Product: guanine nucleotide exchange factor DBS-like
Exons: 33
Coding region: 351-4085 (1244 amino acids)
Biological process (GO): positive regulation of Rho protein signal transduction; intracellular signal transduction
Cellular component (GO): cytoplasm
Molecular function (GO): guanyl-nucleotide exchange factor activity; protein binding
Source: RefSeq, a predicted model, not a curated record
GUUUAUUGCGACAGCAUGCUUGAAUGCCGGGGUUGUUUCCUUACAAACAGGAGGUUCGAGAUGCGUCUGCAUGCAGCCUUUCUCUGCGAGUCGCAUCUGACAGCGGAAGCCCUCUGAGACCAGGACUGGGCUGCUGUAGUCUUCCCAGCGCUCUCUUGGAUCAGAUCAUCCUGGCUCGGGAUUUCAUUGGUUUUGCUUGGUUCAGAUUGCCCUGGUGCGGUCAGGAACGCUUUAGCAUCGGACUGGACUGAAUGUGGAUCAAUCUGGAUUGGUUUUGGGCUGGUUCCGAGACAUCAGGUCAAGCUGAGGCCAGUCAAGACUGGUUUAGGUACAUGUGGGAACCAGUUUAAAUGUCUCUGCAUGAGUUUCUACAGGAGGGCCAGGACGCCCCACAGCGGAUCCUGUCCCGACUGACCCAGCUCCUCUACAACCUAUCAGCUACAGUCUUACAGGGAGUCCCCUUCUCUCCUUUCACAACCUUCAACCGCAAGAGCUCCUGGAGGGACUGGAACGAUGAGAUUAUGCAGCAGGAGAGCAGUCUUCUGUGUGCUGCAGACAUCAGCCCAGACCUCAGGAAACAAUUUGCCUUCCUGUCAGGUGGCCGAGGACAGAAUGGCAGUCCCAUCAUUAUAUUCCCAGAGUACCCGGCAUUUGGUGAGCUGGAGGAACAGGAGUUUCACAACGUGCUGACAUACCUGACUAGCGUUCCCAGUCUCAGCUCGACGGGGGUCGGCUUCAUCCUGGUCAUUGACCGGCGGCAAGACAGAUGGGCAUCAGUGAAGGGGACGCUGCUGCGGAUCGCGGGCUCUUUCCCAGGCAACCUGCAGCUGGUGCUGGUACUGAGACCCACAGCACUCUUUCAGCGGACAAUCUCCGACAUCUUUUUUAAGUUAAACAAGGAUGAGUUUAAAAUGAAGGUGCCGGUGAUCAUGCUCAGCUCUGUGACUGAGCUCCACAGUUACAUCGACCGCACACAGCUCACUCAGGAACUGGGCGGCACACAGGACUACUGCCAUGAGAAAUGGAUUUCACACCGCACCGCCAUUGAAGGUUUUGCUCUGAUGGUGAAGAAAACGGCACAGACUCUCCAGUCUUUUGGGACUGAGCUGGCGGAGACAGAGCUGCCCAAUGAUGUUGAGGCCACGUCUAACCUUCUAACCCUCCACACGGAUAAGAAGGACAAAAUGAAGGAGGACUUGAGGAUCGCUCUCUGUCAGGGAUCACGUUUGCUGGAGAGCAUCAAUGAGCCGCUGUUGAAAGAUCCAGAUUACACCAUGAACCAGGAUGAACUGGAGAACCUGGCUACUGUUCAGAGGUUGCUUGGUCAGUUAGAUGAGACUGAAACAGCAUUUGAUGAUUUUUGGGAUAAGCACCAAACCAAGCUAGAGCAAUGUCUAGAUCUGCGGCAUUUUGAGCAGAACUUCAGGGAGGUCAGAGCUCAUUUAGACAUGGUGUAUGACAGACUAUCAGGCUUCUCAGAGGUCGGAAUAAGCCCUGCCCAUGUUGAACAUAUCUUGAAAGAGCUGACCAAUCAUGAAGAGAGAGCAUGUGAGGUGUUGGACCGAGCGCUGACUCUAGCAUGUGAUGCUGACCAGCUGAUUGAAGCGUCUCAUUACGCUGUGGACUCCAUCCUGCCCAAAUGCUCUGAGCUGCGGGCUGUGUGCGACGAGAUCAACAGCAUCCUCAAGGCCAAGAAAGCCUAUCUGCUCAAAGCCAUGGAGCUACACCAGUGUUUAGAGAAGGCCACUAAAUGGUGUGACGAUGGGAUCUACCUGCUGGCCUCUCAGCCUGUGGAUAAGUGUCAGUCACAGGAUGGGGCGGAGUCAGCACUUCAGGAGAUUGAGAAUUUCCUGGAAACACCCGACCAACACAAGCUGACAGAUUUGAGUGGAAUUUGGAGGGACUAUGAGUCGGUGCUCACACAAGACUUCAGGGAUCAGGUGGACAAAGUGUUUCAGAAGCAGCUGUCCAUACAGGAGAUGUUUGAGAAGAGAAGGGUCAGUCUGAAGAAGUUAGCAGCCAAACAGACACGACCUGUGCAGCCCGUCGCCCCACGUCCUGAAGCCAUCAUCAAAUCACCCAUUUGUCCUGAAGCUCAUAGGGAGAAGACGAUAGAGGGUGAUAUCAUCAAUGGAAACUGCAGAAAAGGAGAGAUAAACUUACAGAGUGAUGGCAGCAGACACCCGUCUGUCUCUGAUGAAGAGGAGAACUUUGCUGUGCUUAGACGGCAUGUGAUGAACGAGCUGUUGGAGACGGAGCGAGCGUAUGUUGAGGAGCUGCUGUGUGUGCUGGAGGGUUAUGGAGCAGAAAUGGACAAUCCUGCUAUGGCUCACCUCAUCCCCAAUACACUGCUUCACAAGAAGGACGUCCUGUUUGGGAAUAUGCCUGAGAUAUACCAGUUCCACAAGAAGACUUUUCUUCGUGAACUAGAGGCGUACACAGACUAUCCUGAGCUUGUGGGCCGGUGUUUCUUGGAGCGAAUGACGGAUCUGCAGAUCUAUGAGAAGUACUGUCAGAACAAGCCUCGCUCCGAGUCUCUUUGGAGACAGUGCUCUGACUGCGCUUUCUUCCAGGAGUGUCAAAAGAAACUGGAACAUAAGCUUGGUUUGGACUCGUACCUGCUCAAACCAGUGCAGAGAAUAACCAAAUACCAGCUCUUACUGAAGGAACUGCUGAAGUACAGUAAAGGCUGUGAGGGUGAGGAUGACCUGCAGGAGGCGCUAUCAUCUAUUCUGGGCAUCCUGAAAGCUGUGAAUGACUCCAUGCACCUUAUCGCCAUCACUGGAUAUGAAGGCAACCUCAGUGACCUGGGGCGUCUGAUGAUGCAGGGGUCGUUCAGCGUGUGGACGGAGCAUAAGAAGGGUCACGCGAAGGUGAAAGACCUGGCUCGCUUCAAGCCUAUGCAGAGACACCUGUUCCUGCACGAGAAAGCUCUGCUCUUCUGUAAGAAACGAGAGGAGAACGGAGAGGGUUAUGAGAAAGCACCUUCAUACAGCUUCAAACACUCGCUCAGUAUGACUGCUGUAGGUAUUACUGAAAAUGCAAAAGGAGACAACAAAAAGUUUGAGGUCUGGUGUAAUUCUCGAGAGGAGGUGUUCAUUGUACAGGCGCCGACACCAGAGAUCAAAACGUCAUGGGUGAACGAGAUCCGGAAGGUUCUAACGGGGCAGCUAAAGGCCUGCAGGGAAGCACGCCAGCAGAAGAGCUCAGAUCAGAUCUCACAGUUAACUCCCACCAGCACCAGCCUAACCCUGAGCCCCUUCAAGACCACCCCAAAGACCCUCAAGAAAGGAGAAGAGAAGAAAACUGAACCCACAGCAGCAGAUCCCAGUACAGCAGUCUUACCUAAAAAUAAUGAUAAGGUCAAAGACGAGACUGUCACCAGUCCCAACACUGAGAGAGCUGCAGUGGCUAAAAAGCGCUUUACACUGCAGGGCUUCAGUAACCUCAAGAGUCAAAAAGAACCGAUAGUGCCCCCUGGUGGCAAAAGCCUAACACUACCCAUGGUCUCUGUCUGCCCUGCAGGAUCAUCCCCCCCUAGUCCUGACCACAAAACUAAAAGACAUGAGAUUAAGAGUGAUCCUACACCGUUUGGCUUCAGAGACGCAGGUCCUCACAUCACUCUUACCCGAGUGAGAUGGAUGAGCACUUCUAGUCUGUUGCAGACUAAAAGGAGAGGCUUCUCCAAGGCAUCGCUGUCUGUGGACGCGUCUGAGGAGAACGACGGUUACUCGAGUGCCGAGGAUCCCAUGAACUCUGAUCCUGAGGAUGAGGGAGGGAAAAAGCUGUCUCCAGGCAGGUACGUGGUAGUUGCCGACCAUGACAAAAACGGACCACAGGAGCUGACGGUCAAGAGCGGAGACUCAGUUCAGCUGGUGAGAGAGGGAGACGAUGGACGCUGGUUUGUACGUAAUCUGCGAUCCAAUAAGGAGGGCUGGGUCCCUGCUGCAAACCUGCUGACUCUCAUCGGAGAAUCCAAAUCUUCUCAAUCCCUCUCCAGCUCAGAAGGCAGUGGGUCUGGAAACCUCAGCACAUCCUCCAGCUGCAGUGAAACCUACACAAGCUUCUCAGACAUCAAACCCUGAAGCUGCUGCUCCACCGCCUUGUGGCAGCUCAGACACAGUGCACUUUCUACUGAAGCUCCUCCAGUCUCUGUACUGUAUUUAACCUCGUCACCCGAGAAAGGAAUUGCCCUCUGCGGUCAAUAUACGCUAUUCAAGAUAUUUUAUAUAGAGUGUCACACUUUCUCAACCUUCUCUCCUUCAUAAGAGAGAGAAAAAAGGUCAUUCAGUGUCUGCUGUUCCCCCGUGGAAAUUCUUCGUCACUUUGAAAGUAUCAGCGUGAUGCUGUUUGUUUCACGUCUGCAUGAGUUUCCUCAAAGAUUAAAAAAGAAAAGGGCUCUUGGUCGAGUCGGCAUUAACAUCAGAGCAGCCUGCGGUUUUAAAAGUCUUUAUAACAAGGACUCUCGUUGGAUUUUAAUGUAUGACCACAUGAGCUUCCACUGGUUUUAUUGAUCUUGCGUUGAGAAUAUCAGUGUCUUUUUGAAAUGUCUGAUUUUUUUGGCGUCUAAAGCUCCUGUCUGAUUUGCUGUAGCAGCAAGACAAUGAAAUUAUGUUUUAUACGAUAAAGAUUCUUGAGGUUAUGCCUGCUGAAAAGUCCUGUUAUUCACUGUAUGUAUUAAUCUAAAACAGCUGUAUAGUUUAAAUUAUUUCCUGUAAAAGAUUUGUACAGAUAUUAACUUUUAUCUCAUGUUUUCCAUUAAAACAGUGUGUGUGUGUGUCUGUGUGUGAGUAUGUGUGUGUGUGUGUGUGUAUAUAUGUAUUUAUACAUACACACACACAC